This is a messenger RNA of Ceratosolen solmsi marchali, 1240 nucleotides long. RefSeq names its product cdc42 homolog. The coding region runs from base 303 to 878 and encodes 191 amino acids. Gene Ontology annotation, biological process: small GTPase-mediated signal transduction. NCBI's taxonomy places the organism in Eukaryota, Metazoa, Arthropoda, Insecta, Hymenoptera, Agaonidae. The record is from RefSeq and is a predicted model, not a curated record. The transcript has 6 exons. Gene Ontology annotation, molecular function: GTP binding; GTPase activity.
UAUUCUAAAAUCUCAAUCCCACGCAAAUUGAUCGUGUAUAACUGAUUUGAUUGCACGAGAUUUCUAGUCGGCAGGAGUAGUGAAUAAUAAUUUUUUGCUUGUUGACUGAUAAAUAAACUUUCGAUCCUUUAUUAUUGCAAACAAAUUUUAUAAACAGUUUGACGGUGAUUCUAUUAGAGAGACUUUACAAGUCUAUGAUACUGAAUUCUACAAUCUUUGAGGUUACUUUCUGGUGCAUCCAAUAUUUGCAUCCUAAGGCAUAAUUAUCUCAAAAUAUUUACAUAUAAAUUGUCACAUUGGAGAUGCAAACGAUCAAGUGUGUAGUUGUAGGAGACGGAGCAGUGGGUAAAACCUGUCUCCUGAUCUCCUACACUACCAACAAAUUUCCAUCGGAAUAUGUACCUACUGUUUUUGAUAAUUAUGCAGUAACAGUUAUGAUUGGAGGUGAUCCUUAUACUUUGGGAUUGUUUGAUACCGCUGGUCAGGAGGAUUACGAUAGACUGCGUCCUUUAAGUUAUCCACAAACGGAUGUAUUUUUAGUUUGUUUUUCAGUUGUUUCACCUUCUUCGUUUGAAAAUGUAAAAGAAAAAUGGGUGCCAGAAAUCACACACCAUUGUCAAAGGACUCCAUUUUUAUUAGUGGGAACUCAAAUUGAUUUAAGAGAUGACGUUGCUACAAUAGAGAAAUUAGCAAAGAAUAAACAAAAGCCCAUUUCGGUUGAACAGGGUGAAAAACUUGCAAAAGAAUUGAAGUCUGUAAAAUACGUUGAAUGCAGUGCAUUGACUCAGAAAGGGUUAAAAAAUGUUUUUGACGAGGCAAUUUUAGCUGCGCUGGAGCCACCAGAACCUCCCAAGGGUAGAAAGUGUUUUAUUUUGUAAAAAUAACUAGUCGAUUUUUUAACCAGUCUUGCGUGAAUAGGAUGACGCAAUCAUAGCCGCUGUGUUCGACGCUGCAACAUCGAUUAUCCUUGCGCGGCUAAGCAACUAAUAAUUUCGACUUCAGCGACAGAGACAUUCCGUAAUUUUGAAAACAAAAACAUAGUACAGAUUUUCGAGACUCAUUAAACUCAUAAUUCGAUAGAACGUUGGGUCAUUAGCUUUUAUCGAACUCUAUUAUAUAAACUUUAAAUACAUACGUAUAUACUCAUUCGUAAGCAUAAGACGCGACUUACAUCUCUUGACAGUCUACCAAAUAUAAAUUAAGAGUCGUUUAAUUUUUGGAAGCGUAAGUUCUCUUUUGC